This is a messenger RNA of Thrips palmi, 1639 nucleotides long. RefSeq names its product mucin-2-like. Lineage: Eukaryota; Metazoa; Arthropoda; Insecta; Thysanoptera; Thripidae. The coding region runs from base 77 to 1639 and encodes 520 amino acids. The record is from RefSeq and is a predicted model, not a curated record. The transcript has 6 exons. Gene Ontology annotation, molecular function: protein binding.
GCCGCUGGGGUGGAGUACCGCCGCGGGGCUGUGCUGGCGCACUGAAGCACGGCAGUGCCACGGCAACCAAGGCAUCAUGACCACGAAUGUGUCGGGUGGGCGCUUCGGUGUCCGCUGGUUCCCUCUGGCAUGUGCAGUGCUGUGCCUUCCUGUUGCCUUCGCACUGCUGGCCUCUCCGCUGCGUUCCUACAACAGAGACGUGAACGUGAAGGGGGUGGAUUGGACCAGCGUCGAAAUCGUUUGGAUUGCCGAUACUCGACUCAACUACAGCGUCUGGAGCCAGGCCUGGGACGCGAAGAGGAACGCGUACCAGACGGAGGUCGACACGAGGGUGUCCUUCUGGAUCGAGAGCCAUUACGAGGCCCACGCGGAUAUAGGCAACCUGGAGUCGUGCACCGCCUACAGGAUCUCGGUGAAGGUGUUCGACACGUCGGGGGGCCUCCUGCAGGUGGUGGGCACCGUCGACGUCUUCACCUUCGAUGGCAGUCACGAGGAGCUGCUGGUGACGGACGUGGUGGCCGUCCCCGUCAACGGCUCGGCCGUGAGGGUGUCCUGGGUGCCGCCGUCCUGGAGCGAGCUGCCGGCCCCGGUCGAGCAGUGUGUGGAGGGCUACACCGUCGCAGCCAAGAGGUUCGACGACGACGACGACGACGACGAGGUGGAGACGGUCUUCGCGAAGGUGCAGGGAAUUGACUCCUCCGAGGCCACGGUCGAGGGUCUGCUGCCCUGCAUAACGUACUCCCUGGAGGUGGUAGCCACCUUCCCCCUCAGCACCACGGUCCUGGACUCCUAUGGGCCGUCUCAGAUGGAGAAUGUCAGCGUCGCCAUGCCCGGUUCCCAACCGAGCGAGCCGAGGAACCUGCAGAUAAAGACGAGCCUGCUUCCAACCGGCAAGGCUACAAUCUGCAUGACUUGGCAGCCCCCGCUGGAGAUGGCGUCCUGCGUGAGCCACUACCAGGUGACGCUGGAGCACAACGCCGAGCUGUGCAUGGACCACUACGACCCCUUGCCCCCGAACGCUCCCGACGCGGGCAUCACAGAGCCUCCCACCACCACCUCCAGCGACGGCCCAACCGACGCCGGCACCGGCAACUUCAAACUCUGCAGUUCUCCAUCUCCAACGAUGCUGUCGAGACCAAGACGUCGCCGGGGGGCCAGCGUGGGGACAGUGGGCAUGCUGCCUGACCCGAGGACCUCGGCGGGGACCCCGCACACCUCGAGGAGAUCGCCUGAGGAGCCUACCCUGCGUACCCCGCGCACCCCGAAUACCCCGCAUACACCGCAUACCUCGCCUAAGGCGUCGACAUCGCAUGACUCGACCACAUCUCCCACCUGGACCUGGUAUACCCCACCCAUCUCGCCCACCCCACCAACCUCAACCAAAUCGCCCACCACGCCUAGCUCACCCAUCUCGCCCAUCCCGCCUACCUCAACCACCUCGCCCACCACGCCUAGCUCACCCAUCUCGCCCACCCCGCCUACCUCAACCAAAUCGCCUACCUCACCUAGCUCACCCAUCUCGCCCACCCCGCCUACCUCAACCAAAUCGCCCUCCCCACCUAGCUCUCCCAUCUCACCCACCCCAACUACCUCACCCAUAUCGCUCAACCCGCUUACCUCGCCCACGUGUGAAUUUUAA